AGCCGUACGAGGCAGCCUGCUAGUUACACUUUCCCCAAAUCCUAGCUUUGACUGUCAGAGGUGGGACAGACAGCCAAAGGGUGAAGCAAUACACUCCAGCAGCAAAUAUUGUCCUGCGCGUUUACUGUCUCUGGUUAAUCUCUCCUACACUGGCGAUCAGGAAGGAUAUUUAGGCUGUGUGUUGGGUAAAUAAAUACCAGAGCGCACACUGUGACGUCGCUAUCCAAAACCUCAUCGCGGCUCGCAAGAACAAGAGGAACAAGGAUCGCCUACUCCUCGGGACUGCGCUUUAUACUGAUUCCAACAGCUCGCUGGGACUAAUUAAAUCCUCCACAGAAUCACACGAAAUGUGGUCAGUACUAACUCAAGCUUGUCAUCCAAGAGGCUGAAUUCAUCUUGAGUGAAUCCAAAUGCAGUAGCCAGAGCGUGGGAUAGACUGGAGCGACCGGCAGAGAAGCGAAAUAUUUUUGUCUGUUAUAUUCCGUGUGAUCUGCCCUCUUUCAAAUUUUAGAGGCAAGCAAGAAGUAAGAUAACAUUGUAUUUUUUCCGCCUACACGCUGAUUUAUUGGACUGACUUUUGCAAGAGGUUACACUCUGAAGACCAACGUGUUUAUGGAUUGCUGCGCAGCGAGGAACACCGGGAGUUGUAGGCUACGCUCUUAUGCAUCGAUCAUGAUGAUACCUCGCUGUUGCUGUAAACUUUGAUAGAUGUUUACAGAAAGAACUCAGUAAUAAAGAAACACGAUUUUUUUUUUUUUAAAAAGAAGACGCUUAGAUUGACCUCUGGAGGAAGUGGGAAGCGCUUUUUCGCCCUCCCUCGGUUUUUCUUCCAAGUCGUCAGCACGGAUCUCUAUCACUCAGUCUGACUCUCCUUCUGUGAUUUUAACAAAGACCAAAGUGUUUGGGGAUAGCAUGGCAAUGGUAGUAAACCAGUGGUCAGAAAACAUUUCUGCAGAUCCGGGGUCUCAGCUCCAGAUUUGCGGCCAGGAGCCCGGCGGGGCACCGGGAACCCCCAACGGUUCCACCCCGGGGAACGACGCACUUUCCGGGGACAAGAUCCCCAACGUGGACUGCAUGGUGUGCGGGGACAAGUCCAGUGGGAAGCAUUACGGUCAGUUCACCUGCGAGGGAUGCAAAAGCUUCUUUAAGCGCUCGGUGAGGCGGAACCUCUCGUACACCUGCCGGGGGAACCGAGACUGUCCCAUAGACCAGCACCACCGGAACCAGUGUCAGUACUGCCGGCUGAAGAAGUGCCUCAAAGUCGGCAUGAGGAGAGAAGGUAAAGCCAGAGGUGUGAUCUCUGUGCAACGAGGACGUACAUCAAACUCACAGAGCAGCCCAGGACAGUACCUGACCAAUGGCACCGACCCAUACAACGGCCAGCCCUACCUGUCCGGCUUCAUUUCCCUGUUGCUGCGUGCCGAGCCCUACCCCACAUCUCGCUACGGGGCCCAGUGCAUGCAGGGAAACAACCUGAUGGGCAUUGAGAACAUCUGCGAGCUGGCGGCCAGGCUGCUCUUCAGUGCUGUUGAAUGGGCCAAGAACAUCCCUUUCUUCCCCGAUCUGCAGCUCAUGGAUCAGGUGGCACUGUUGCGCAUGUCAUGGAGUGAGCUCUUCGUCCUCAACGCCGCCCAGUGCUCCAUGCCGCUUCAUGUGGCCCCUCUGUUGGCAGCGGCAGGCCUGCACGCAUCGCCCAUGUCAGCAGAGCGCGUGGUGGCCUUCAUGGACCACAUCCGCGUCUUCCAAGAGCAGGUGGAGAAGCUGAAGGCCCUGCAGGUCGACACGGCUGAAUAUUCCUGCCUCAAGUCCAUCGUGCUCUUCACGUCCGAUGCUAUGGGGCUGUCAGACGUUGCCCACGUGGAGAGCAUCCAGGAGAAGUCCCAGUGCGCCCUGGAGGAGUAUGUAAGGAACCAGUAUCCCAGCCAGCCAAACCGCUUUGGACGUCUCCUCCUCCGUCUGCCCUCCCUGCGCAUCGUCUCCUCUCCAGUCAUCGAGCAGCUGUUUUUCGUUCGCCUGGUUGGCAAGACACCCAUCGAGACACUGCUUCGUGACAUGCUGCUCUCGGGCUCCAGCUACAACUGGCCCUACAUGCCCACCGUGCAGCGUGAGCGGCCCAUCUCCCUCCACUACAACGAGAACGGGCCCUGAGGUGGAGAGACAGACGAAGGAGAAGCUGCCGUGGAAAUUUAGGCUGAACGUCCAUCUGACUACUUAUCCGUCCAUCCUUCCUUUCCUUUCAUUCUCUGCGUUCAACUUCUCAGCUUUUCCAGAGGAAGCAUCGCCCUCACCAUACCGCUCAAAAACCCAGACUGACGAUAUCAUCCGAUACCGUCCCGGUUACACAAGCCAGCAAAUCAUUCGCCAUGGCCAUUGUAGAGACUUGGUGGCCCGUUGCAGCCCCUCAGCCGAUGGUGCAGUCUACUUUUUGAGAUGUGGCAUGAGAUGGACAGGUUGGUAGAGCGGGUUAUUGCGCAGUUCACCAGCAGGUCUGCUGGACUCACUUCAGAUGUCAGUCUCAAACCCCAUGAAAACAGUGGCAACAAAAGACAAAACAUUUGCUUUAUUGUUGGUGCUAUGUCUACAUUUACAGAGGCUGUGUACAAGCAUCCCAGUAUGGUGAAUACUGAGCAAGGGCUUUGCCAAUGGGACUCUACAAACAAGAGCACAAGGCCUGCUGUAUAUUUUUGAAAAGAAAGCCAGAAGCCAUUAAAAAAAGACAAAUGCCAAAAUGUCUUGGACUUUUGCAGAGGACAUGUUUUAAUGUGUGUGUUUGUAUUGGCACUGUUUAUAUGGAGAGAAAACUCAUGAUUGUGUCCAUAUGUACAGUAUAUCGUUGAUUCACAGGCAUCUAUAGCAUACUGGGGUUCAAUGGGAAAAGCUCAGGUUCAAAGGGUGGGUAGACAGACAGACAUACAUGCCAAUAUCAGUACAAGAGCAAAAAUACAAACCCAGCAAAAUUUACACUUAUCAGCAUCAUGUGCCAAAGCUGAAAAAUGCAUAUUGUUUGGAUAUUUUUGUGGUAGUGUUGGUGAUGAAAAUGUAAUGUUUGGUUUGUCUAUAAUUUGACUAUAAACUUGAUUUUGGGUCUCAGGGGGAGAGAAGGAGUUUGUAAAAAAAAAAUAAAAGCUUAGGCACUUGCAUUGUAAACUAGUCAGAACCUAUACUUAUUCACUCCUGUAAAAUCACAGCACUGGUAGAUUCUUGCUACCCUUAUGCCAUUUGAUCGAUCUACCUUUUUACUUAUUCAAAAGGCCCAUUAAACUCUUUUAUCACAGGAGUGACACAACUCAUCCUUAUUAUUGUUUUAUAGUCAUGAUUGUCAAUAUUGGACCUUUUGAACUGGGGUGGGGGUGGGGUGGGAGCAUUUUACAAAACUAGCUGUACUUGCCUUAGAACAAAGAUUUUGUCACUGAGCAUUUAUGACUUAUGACUGUGCCAUAAUCUCUUGUUACCUGUUAUAACAGGUAUUAUGUCCUGUCAGGAGAGGAAAUGAACUCACAUGAUGUAAAAAUGAUUGAUGUGUACAUAAAGUCAUAGAAAAGUGUUGGAAAAUACGGAGAUUUUUAAUUCAUCAACAGACAAUGUCAAGGAAAACUUGUGAGAACAGAUAUUUCUGCUUUAACAUCAUCAGCACUUUCAUUUUUUUAGACUUCAUGCGAGUUCAUUUCCACUUCCUGAUGAUAUUGUCAUGUAGGGAAAACCCCCUCGACUCAUGUCAUUUGAGCUUAUCGUACCGAUACCGUAGAGAAAAGUAUCACUAACCUCUGAAAACCUCAGUCUAUGUUACAAUAUUAUCCCAGUUGGACUUAUGACUGUGACUUAGCUUAGGACUAUUUUAAGUUGUUGUUUGUUUUUUUCUUCCUCUUGGUGGAAGCAAGUUUGUUUUGACAACCUGUCUCACAUUUCCAACAUGGCACUGUGGUAUCAACAUCAAGUAUUGGUAUUGGAAAAGCCAUCUGGGACCUUAGAAAGCUGUCUGUUGAUAAAUUAAUUCACAGAAAGUUUCUAUGAGUUUAUUUUUAUCCUCUCUACUUUUGUUUGGAAAUAUGGAUUAUCCAUUAAUUGAAAUAAAAUUCUGUUGUUCACAAAA
Siniperca chuatsi (mandarin fish) is the source of this 4090-nucleotide messenger RNA. RefSeq names its product nuclear receptor subfamily 2, group F, member 5 (gene nr2f5). Lineage: Eukaryota; Metazoa; Chordata; Actinopteri; Centrarchiformes; Sinipercidae. Gene Ontology annotation, biological process: anatomical structure development; cell differentiation; regulation of transcription by RNA polymerase II. The coding region runs from base 913 to 2148 and encodes 411 amino acids. The transcript is spliced from 4 exons. Gene Ontology annotation, molecular function: nuclear receptor activity; zinc ion binding; RNA polymerase II cis-regulatory region sequence-specific DNA binding. The record is from RefSeq and is a predicted model, not a curated record.